AUGCAAACAAUUGAGCGGGAAAAUUCAAUCCGUGCACUCCCACUCCCAACUGAUGUUAAUGACUCUGAUAAUUUCGAUAAUAUUAUCAUAUCAAUCCCUCAGCAGCAGCAGCAGCAGCAGCAGCCGCCACUACCCUUGGAAGACAUUUCCCCAAUAAACAGCUUUGCCAGCUUCUUUUCCGAGUUCAAGAAUGAGUCGAGCAAGCUUUGGCGUCUGGCUGCCCCUGCAAUCCUCACCACCGUUUUCCAAUACUCUCUUGGAGCCAUCACUCAGACCUUUGCUGGCCACGUUGGACAACUUGACCUAGCGGCAUUCUCCAUCGAAAAUUCCGUCAUAGGUGGCUUAAGCUACGGCAUCAUGGUACGUACUUUGGAAGUGUGGUAUUUUACGGCCCUAAUCCUUUUUGCUGGAUACUUGAAGAAUGCUGAGGUGGCCGUUGAUUCUCUCUCAAUCUGUGUAAAUAUAUUGGGGUGGACUGGAAUGGUUGCGCUUGGAUUCAAUGCUGCAGUGAGUGUAAGAGUGUCGAACGAAUUAGGAGCAGAUCGUCCGAGAACCGCCAAAUUUGCAGUGUUUGUAGUCGUGAUAUCAUCAUUUGUUAUCGCUCUUCUUAUUUCGGUGUUUUUCUUGGCGUUUCAAAAACAAUAUCCAACCUUAUUCUCCAACACUUUGGAUGUCCGAAAUCUCGUGUAUCAUCUCACACCGAUGCUAGCCUUCUGCAUUGUUCUUAACAACGUUCAACCUGCUCUAUCAGGUGUAGCUAUUGGAGCAGGAUGGCAAGCCAUAGUCGCAUAUGUCAAUAUCGGAAGCUACUAUUUGUUUGGCAUUCCAUUGGGUCUAACUCUUGGUUACGCUGUCAAAUGGGGUGUACGAGGAAUAUGGUAUGGGAUGGCAGGUGGGACGGCUAUUCAAACCCUCAUCCUUUUGUGGUUGAUCUACAGAACUAACUGGAAAAAAGAGGCUUCUGCUGCAGCCGAAAGGAUUAAUACGUGGGGAGGAGAAUCAGCUGUUAGAGAAAAUAACAUAGAGAAUUAG
This is a messenger RNA of Striga asiatica, 1032 nucleotides long. Lineage: Eukaryota; Viridiplantae; Streptophyta; Magnoliopsida; Lamiales; Orobanchaceae. The record is from the annotation of a GenBank genome assembly.